AUGGCACAUUUGCGCAGCGAGGAAGAUGGAUUGGUGGAGGAAGUAGCGGGUGGUGGCGAGAGCUCCCUGGGGCGGGCAGUGUUGGCCGUGCUCGAGCGGCUGGAGAAGCGGGUGGGCCUCCUCGAGGAGCGCGUCGCCGAGGUGGCCCUCGCCACCACCACCGAGUCCUCUUCGACCGGCCCCUCCACCUCCCUUGGCACCAUGCUUGAAGACGUCCUCGUCAAGCUCUACCAGAUUGAGGGCAGGGUGGACUCGAUAGAGAAGAGGCAGGAGACGACGCGCGAGGAGAAGGAGCAGAGGCGGAGCGACAAGCGCCGGGCCGCGACGGCGCUGCUGCGCCAGCAGGGCUACGCCAUCCCUCACCACCACCAGCAGCGCCCAACUAUGGAUCUCGCCUCGCCCGCCGGCCAAGAAGCCGCCCUCGCCUCUGAUGGCGACCACCAGCGCCACCUUAACGAACAAGCUGACGACGACGAUGGCUGCGAGGAACAGGACCUGUACGACGAAAGCGGGUGCAGUGGCGAGGACUACUACGCGGUGGGCGACGAGCGCGCGACGACGGUCGAGGCCGAACACCAGGAGCCAGCGCCAGCGGCGGCGGUGGCAGACUCGAAUCUGUUCGUGGGCGGUGGCGUGCGGAAACCGCUGCCGGCCUUCCCGACGGGCGCCGGCGGGCGGCGGGCGAUGACGGCCUACCUGCCCCUCAGCCAAUCCAGCGAGCUCCUCCUCCAGCUGGCAGAGAUGGAGCUCCACGAACGCCAGACCAUGGCCUGA
Acanthamoeba castellanii str. Neff is the source of this 774-nucleotide messenger RNA. RefSeq lists its product as uncharacterized. NCBI's taxonomy places the organism in Eukaryota, Discosea, Longamoebia, Acanthamoebidae. The transcript has 3 exons. The record is from RefSeq and is a predicted model, not a curated record. The coding region runs from base 1 to 774 and encodes 257 amino acids.